CACUUCCAAAGUCGGUUUAACAGGAAGACAGUUCGCGGGCGUUGCGAUCUGUUCGCGUGAGCUCGCCAGAAUCUAUUGCAUCGCCAGUGACAGCGCAAACAUUGUCCCUCAAUCCUUCCGCUGCCCCUCGGGCUACGAGCUUCGUCAUAAUGCAGCAUGGAAUCCCUGCUCACAUUGUUGAAAGUGCCCGCUGCUUGUUUCGGGAAUGCUUGCGACGGGCAGAUUACAUAGGAGCUCAGCACGGAAACAGAGAGGUAUUGAAAUCCCUUGUGCGGGAACAAUUCAGAAGAAAUAUGCACGAGACCGAUCCUGAGAAAAUCGAAGAGCAGAAACAAGCGGCUGCACGAGCAUUGUUCAACCACAUGUAUUAUGAAGCAGGUCGUAUGGCUGCAGAGCAAGCCGAGAAUGAGCUAAUAAAGGAAUCGCUGCUGGGGUUGCCAAAACCAGCUCUUGAAAUGACUUUACAGGACGAGGAUAAUAAAGCCUCUAGUUAAAUGCAGAGGCGCUCAAUCUUGGGUGUCUUUCUCAACAAUGAUCCUCUGGUUUUGAGCUGUGAAGGCAGCUUGCGGUUUGUGAUUGCACGCUGCGUUUUACGAAUUGGUUCCCGACUAAUAAUCUUCUGUUACCUCUAGUUUUCAUUGGUCUACAGCAAUCACUUUAGCUGGCUCUUUGGAGAUCGAACUAACUGUGGCGCUGUCCACCUAGUUCAAAGUGUACAUUGUUAGUGUCAGCAUAACAUUGAGCUUCUAUUGAGCAUCUGAGUGACUGACAAUCAGUUCAACGAGCCAGUAUUUUCCCGUGUGAAAAGUUCAUGAAAUUACUUGGGCUAUCAUUUAGACAUGGAUAUAUCUUAUUAUGGAAUGAAGCCCGAUAUAGUGGCUCCAUUGGUUCUGUUCGA
This is a messenger RNA of Physcomitrium patens, 898 nucleotides long. RefSeq lists its product as uncharacterized. The record is from RefSeq and is a predicted model, not a curated record. Lineage: Eukaryota; Viridiplantae; Streptophyta; Bryopsida; Funariales; Funariaceae.